Messenger RNA from Racocetra fulgida, 162 nucleotides. The record is from the annotation of a GenBank genome assembly. NCBI's taxonomy places the organism in Eukaryota, Fungi, Glomeromycota, Glomeromycetes, Diversisporales, Gigasporaceae.
AUUGCAAAUUUUGAUGUAGCGCGAAAACAAAAUGAAACAACUAAUGAAAUUCCUGAUCUUAAUAAAGAACCAUAUCAUGGCAUUGAUACCUUUGAAGAUAUUAAAAAACUUGUUACAAAUGGUUACAGAGAAAAAAUUUCUUUUGCCCCUACACAGGAUUAA